AUGAAAGACACAUCUGCCGGCGCAGCUGUGUACUCGCCACUCCUCCUCGGGUCCAUCUACGACUCCGUCGUUCAUGGUCUUUAUUUGCCCUAUGCUUGGCGAUGUUCAGCAUCAAAAAUGCUCUCUUUCUUCGGCGGUAAUAUUUCAUAUGCAACAACAAGCUCAUCGGAAUCCCGGCAGGGACGGGCACCUCGCAUUCUCGAUAUUGGUGUUGGGACAGGCUACUUUCUAGAGCAUGCUCCCAUUGUCGAUGACACAGAAGUUGUUCUCGCCGACCUUAACCCAGCUUGUCUUGAAGCAUCGAAGGCCCGCCUGGCCAAAACCCAUCCAAUCACUACCUGUGAGACCAUCAUUGCCGAUUUCCUCAACCCCGGCGGGGAGGGCCUUGUCGCCAAACUACGUGAAGGUGACAAAUUCGAUGCUAUAUCCAUGAUACUGCUGCUCCAUUGCCUACCGGGUCCUCCAGCACGAAAAGCAGAGGCAUUAGUAUCAUUGCGACAACUCCUACGGCCUUCUGGUGUUAUGUUCGGCGCAACGGUUCUCGGGCGCGGAGUGAGGCAUAAUCUUUUUGGAAAAUUCCUGAUGUUUUGGCAUAAUUUGCUGGGGGUUUUUGGGAACUAUGAUGAUGAAUUGGAAAGCUUUAUUGGUCCGUUGAAGGAUGGGUUUGAGUUUGUUGAGUGGGAGAUUGUUGGUGCUAUGCUCCUAUUUGAAGCGAAAGGCCCAAAGGCUUAG
Messenger RNA from Orbilia oligospora ATCC 24927, 732 nucleotides. RefSeq lists its product as uncharacterized. The coding region runs from base 1 to 732 and encodes 243 amino acids. Lineage: Eukaryota; Fungi; Ascomycota; Orbiliomycetes; Orbiliales; Orbiliaceae. The record is from RefSeq and is a predicted model, not a curated record. The transcript has a single exon.